Eremomyces bilateralis CBS 781.70 is the source of this 3283-nucleotide messenger RNA. RefSeq lists its product as uncharacterized. The coding region runs from base 262 to 3234 and encodes 990 amino acids. Lineage: Eukaryota; Fungi; Ascomycota; Dothideomycetes; Eremomycetales; Eremomycetaceae. The record is from RefSeq and is a predicted model, not a curated record. The transcript has 2 exons.
AUUUCACCUGCUGCCUACGGCUCUCGACAAUAGGAACGUUGAUAGCCAGAGCAGCAUCUUCGCCUUAUUAGCUUCGACCUUCUUUGUUCUCGAGACUCUCGAUCACUCUUUGUCACUUUCGCUCCCAAUGCCUAGACAGGUCCUCGACAGAGUCUCACCCUAACCUCUCCUUUGUUCUACAUCACCUUCUUUCGAUCACCGAUUUGCCUUCGUGCAGGACACUAGCAUUUCUAAUAUUCACACGCAAAAACUACUCACGUCAUGCGGACAUUGGACCAAAUCGGCCUUAGACACACGAAGGAUUCGGAUUCUCCGAAACACUUCGGGGACGUCAAAUCUCACCAUGUGAACUAUCGGACGCAAACGUUCGACAAAACUCCACACAGUACAACGGCCGAGAUCGAAGAACCGGAAGCAUACUACCGAGACUACAGCCGCGGCGCCAAAGGCGGGCUGACAGUUCCAGAAAAACCCGCCUCCAGCUCUCUGAGAGGGCUAGGAAUAUCCAGGGCAAGGGCCAAUUCGGGGAGCCAACGGUUAUAUUCACGGCGGUUGAAAUCACGGCAAGCAUUGGCUCGAGCGGGAAUUUCGGUAAAGCCCGGUAUCCGAGUCGACACCAGCGUUUCGCGGCAUCGAGCCGUACCUCCCUUACAACUAUAUCCAUCGGAAGAAAAGCCGAAGCGGAAGACGCGGGUGAAGCGACAGGAAAAGCCGCAGAGAUCCUACGACAGCGACCCGUCACCGAACUCGCCGAUUACACCAACAAUUCUGGUUACCCCAGCGAAGGAAGAUGACAGUGCCACAAACCCGCAAUCGACCAUUCGAAGGAGGCCACGUGCAACGUCGAGUAUCUACUCGGUGAACACGGCUGGAUAUCGACCAAAUCGGCAGACCGAGGACAUCCCACCCAUGCCCACAUUCCGACCUGAAGAUUACAUUGCUGACAGUUCCGCGUUUGGGCUCCCGGUCGGUACACCAGGGGGGCCGAAAAGAAAUCCGCGAGACUCAUCAGCCACUGUGUUCGAAGAGGAGUCAGAGGGGAAAACGAGAAGACGCGUAGAGUCAACCGCGACACUGUUUGAGGAGGACGAUACACCUAUCGGACCCAACGCCCAAAGAAACCGACCGACUGCGAAUCUGACUGUCGAUACCACCCUCCUCCCAACGCCACGUAGAUCACGCGGCUGGUGGAACGUCAUCACCACGCCGUUCGAACUCACCCGCUCCGCCAGCGCCCGGUGGCUCGGCACGCCGACAGAAGAUGGGGAGAGCACCCCAAUCGUGCCGGAGAUCGCGGAGAAGUAUAAAGCACACGAUUCAGACUCCGAUACCGCGACCGACAUCGAUUCAAAACGCAGCUCCAUGGACGAGAAGCACGCGACGGAGUUUCUAGGCGCGACGCUGGAUCGGUCGUUGCCACCUACCCCUAUGGACCCGGAUGGAUUCUACGGACGAAACCCUCCGACUAGGGCUAGGAUGCGCGAGAAGGAGAUCAAUACCUCUCGCGCGAGCUACAUCAGCCCGGACGAUCGCGAGGUGCCCAUCAUCCUUGGUCACGACCUCAAAAUCGCAUUCGAGAUAAAGAACUCCCGGGAGAGAGGUGGUAUGGUACCUUCACGCGGUCCGCAACGUGAUAUCGCUUCGCCGGACUCGCAUAGGAGUGAGAUGUCUCCGGUGGUCGGCGUUGCGGCAACAGGGACGGUGGUGGCUCCUGGGACUAUAAAAGCACCUACGCCCCCACCGCCCGUUCGUGCACCCCCAGCACAGUCAAGACCUCAGCCAGAACAGUCGAGCGGCAUAUCAAGUUGCAUGUCGUCUUCCCCACGUCGUCUGCCUUCAUACAUGGGCAGCUCUGGCUCCCGCACCAACCCGCGAGAAGCGCAAGCUUAUCCAACUCAGUAUGUGAUCCCGAUGGAACAGUACCAAGCCUACGUCCGGGAGGCCGAAAGGGAGAGCGGUAGGGUAAAGGAAAAGCCCAAGCGGACUUUCAACUUCACCUUCUUCCCGUGGAAAAAACAGCGAAAGCACGAGACCGUUACGGAGAAGAAGCGGCGGCGAAAGAGAUGCUGCCUCGUCGGCUGCAUUUGCAUCUCGCUCCUCGCCCUCGUCGCCCUGAUCGUCGCGCUCGCCAUGACCUUGACGCGACGCGCCCCGAAAGACAUGCCCGUGCAGUCCCAGUGGCUAAACCUGACCAACUACCCACCCAUCCCCACCGGGGUCAUGACUGUUGCGCGUCCGCGACUGGACUCCAUCGUGAACGGCUGCGUCAACCCUACGACGAUGUGGAGCUGCUCCGUCCCCAAAGAAGAGCAGCCAUCUAUCGCGCCGAACAACCCGGAUGAGCCGAACUUCCGGCUAGAGAUCCGGUUCAAUAACGGGACGGGCCUACCUGGAACGGAUGUCCUUGGGAAGCGCGACGCGUUCACGGACUCUUUGUUCCGUCCGUCGCCGGACCCUCCGAGCCUGGAAGAUCAGGCGUUUCUGGGGAACACGACGGAUAAUAAUACGCUUCCUUUUGAGGGUGAGGAGACGCCGUUCUUCAUCACCUUCCUCCCCGCUAGCGAACUCGCUCCCGACGACCCUGGCCUCGCCAAACGCCAAACCACCGACGAGGACCCCGACUCCUCCACUGAUUCCACCUCCACCUCCACCUCCACCUCCACCUCCACCUCCACCUCCACAUCCAUCUCUAACCUCAACCUCGGCACCCUCAUCCCCCUCCCUUCUAUCCUCCCCAACGGCCUCGCCGCUCCCGCCUCCCUCCACCCCCUUCCCUCCGCCCAACCCCUCCGUCUCUACAACCGCGGCCGUCCCACCGAGCACUACGGCUUCUACACCUACUUCCCGCGCAGCAUCUUCCUCAAGUCCGUCAGCUUCGUCAAUGUCUCCGACCCCGGGCUGGGGGAGAUCGCGGCGGACGAGGAUGGUGGGGCUGCGUUUGAAGGGGCGAGUGCGAGGUGUACAUGGGCGCAGACGAGGUUUUUGGUGCAGAUUUGGACGAGGGGGGAGGGCGCAGUGAAGGUGAUGGAUGCGGAGGGCGGCGACAAGGCGCAAACUUCGACUUCGACAACUUCUUCUUCUUCUUCUUCACGUGCCGACGUCCGCGCCGCCGACUCCUCCGCCAACGCCCUCCUCCGCCCCGGCUCCUUCCCCUACCCCCUCACCAUCACCCUCGAUCGGCACGGCGGCGACCUGCAGAACAAGAUGAUCUACUGCUACCAGGUGGAUCGAUAGGGGGUAUAUAGAGGAGAGAUGAAGGGAAAAUAAAAGAGAGAGGGACGAG